This is a messenger RNA of Chanos chanos (milkfish), 1872 nucleotides long. Its product is annotated as ras-specific guanine nucleotide-releasing factor RalGPS1. The transcript has 19 exons. NCBI's taxonomy places the organism in Eukaryota, Metazoa, Chordata, Actinopteri, Gonorynchiformes, Chanidae. The record is from RefSeq and is a predicted model, not a curated record. Gene Ontology annotation, cellular component: plasma membrane. Gene Ontology annotation, biological process: Ras protein signal transduction. Bases 1 to 1761 code for a protein of 586 amino acids. Gene Ontology annotation, molecular function: guanyl-nucleotide exchange factor activity.
AUGUACCGGAGAAACGGCCUAUCAGACGGCGCCAGCAUUAGCUCCGCCUCCUCAGAGGGUAGCAGCAGCUCACAGUCCUUUGAUGGGCCGAGUGUCGACUAUGCGAAGAGUUAUGACGCUGUGGUGUUUGACGUGUUGAAGGUGACUCCAGAGGAGUUUGCCAGUCAGAUUACUCUGAUGGAUGCUCCGGUGUUUAAAGCCAUACAGCCGGAGGAGCUGGCCAGCUGUGGGUGGAACAGGAAAGAGAAACACAUUCUGGCGCCCAAUGUGGUGGCCUUCACACGACGCUUCAACCAGGUGGGCUUCUGGUUGGUCAGGGAGAUCCUGACAGCUCAAACACUGAAGAUCCGCGCAGAAAUCCUGGGCCACUUUGUCAAAAUUGCAAAGAAACUUCUGGAGCUGAAUAACCUGCACUCUCUGGUGUCUGUGGUCUCCGCUCUUCAGAGUGCGCCUAUCUUCCGACUGAGCAAGACCUGGGCGCUGAUCAGUAGGAAGGACAAGGCCACGUUUGAGAAACUCGACUACCUGACAUCCAAGGAGGAGAAUUAUACCCGAAUGAGAGAAUACAUCAGGUCCUUGAAGAUGGUACCCUGUAUUCCCUACCUGGGGAUCUACCUACUGGACAUGAUCUACAUUGACUCAGCCUAUCCUGCUUCAGAUAGCAUCAUAGAGACAGAGCAGCGAACCAAUCAGAUGAACAACCUUCUCCGAGUCAUCUCUGACCUGCAGAUGUCCUGCAAAUAUGACCACCUGGUCACCCUGCCUCAUGUGCAGAAGUACCUGAUGUCCGUUCGUUACAUUGAGGAGCUUCAGAAGUUUGUUGAGGACGAUAACUUCAAACUGUCUCUGAAGAUUGAACCAGGAAACAGCUCUCCUCGCAUGGCGUCUUCUAAAGAAGACCUCGCUGGUCCGUCUGACAUGUCUGCCUCUGUGAGGUAUAAUCGUCGGCCGACCUGUCCUGACGCCUCGGUGGGAAUCCACAUUCCCACUCCUCCACCAUCACGCCACCGCAAGAGUCACAGCCUGGGAAACAAUGUGAUGUGGCCGUUUGGGGUGGUGGAGAGUAAAAGCGCCACAUUUCCCAUAGAGAAACCUCGCCAUCUGCUGGAUGACAGCUUCCUCGAGUCUCACAGCCCUGCCAGGAUCAACCCACACAACUCCUCUGUGUCCAACGGCAUAUCCAUAGGUAGCAGUGAGAGUUCAUUCUGUGAAGACCUGUCUCCUGGAGUGGAAAGGGGGCGCAUGUACGCCACACUGGGCCCCAACUGGAGGGUCCCGCUCCGAAACUCCCCCAGGAGCCGCAGCUAUGCUUUCAGUCCAUCUGGAGCGGAGCAAGGCCGUGGCUACACCGAGGGAGGGGGCGUGGCCAUCGAGGGCCCUCUGAGGAGGAAGACGCUGCUGAAGGGCGGGAGAAAACCGAAGGUGAGGAGGACAGGAGGACUGUCGUCAUGGACGCGAUAUUGGAUCUCGCUCUCCGGUUCAACCCUGACCUUCUACGGAGCCAAAGCUCUGCGUGCCUCAGAGAGGAAACAUUACAAGUCCACGGCAUGUAAAACAGUGAGUGUAACGGGCUGGAUGGUGGUGCUACCCGACGACCCAGCGCGACCCAACAUCUUCCAGCUCAAUGACCCUGACCAAGGCAAUGUUUACAGGUUUCAGACGGGAUCCAGGUUCUCUGCCAUCAUUUGGCAUAAACACUUAGAGGACGCCUGUCGCAGUAACAGACCUCAGAUACCAGCUAACCUCAUGUCAUUUGAGUAAGAGGAGUGAUGAGAGCAGACAGCGAGAACCCUGAGGGCUUUAACCGUGCCAAAGGACAUCCAUAAGGGAGAGCAUAGUGUACACCUGUGUACAUACACAGGGACACUGACA